ACGCCGUCGGCGCGUCCCCGUCCGCAUCUCCGCCCCUGGCGUCGCGCGUCGUCGUCACCACCGCGCGGCGUACCGCGCGCUUCGGGCAAAGACGACCGCCAAACCCAAAUCAACAAAACGGACCGCGUCGUGAAGAUCACCUUCGUCCUUCCCGCCGACGCGGACGACUUCCCCGGCGACGAGGACGACGUCCGCGAGGUACACUGCGAGGCGAAAGUCGGCGAGAACCUCCUGAGCGUCGCGAUGAGAUGCGGCGCGGUGAACCCGGACGACACCGCGCAGUUCUGCCUCGAGGGGAGGUGCGACAGUUGCCUCAUGGAGGACGUCAACACCGGCGAGAUGAUUCGGGGAUGUCAGGACGCGGUCGACGAGUCCGUCGGGGAACCGAUGCGGCUGUGGAUCGGCGGCGACGGUGGGAACUCGCUCCCGGUCGGGCCGUGGGUGAACGACGCGGGGACGAACGCGAACGACGACGUGCUUUUCGAUGAAGAUUCGGACGAUCCCUUUGGACUCACGCGGAAUCCCAUCGAGGGCGACCCGGUGCUGGAGUGGAUCGAGGGCGACUUGCGGGAGACUGGGGGGUCCUCCAGGUGACGUACCCCGACACCUAUCGAAUGUUCUAACGAGAUGACCG
Molecule: messenger RNA, 634 nt
Organism: Micromonas commoda
Lineage: Eukaryota; Viridiplantae; Chlorophyta; Mamiellophyceae; Mamiellales; Mamiellaceae
Exons: 1
Coding region: 244-594 (116 amino acids)
Source: RefSeq, a predicted model, not a curated record